GCUAGGCUUAUUGGUUUGCUUUCAUGAUGAUGUGGAACAAAUGGAUGCUGCUGUGGCCCGAGCUUUACUUCAUCAAAUGAUUAAAUGCAAUCAGUUGAGAGGUUUUCAGACUGACGUUCAGAAGCUCAAAUCUCAGCUCCUGAACAUUGCCAUGCAAAACCGGACAUUGAAUGAUACCCUUGGGUCUUUGUCAGAUGCCGUGGUUGGAUUAACUUCAAGUCAGCUGGAAUCUUUGUCACCUGAAGCAGUGCAUAAGGCUAUCACAACAUUAAACCAAGUCUCUGGGUGGGCAAAAAGCCAAGUUAUGAUUUUAUCCAGUAAAUACCUCUCUUAUGAAAAGGUUUUAUCAUCUUAUAAUGUUAGUCAAAUGGGCGUGUUGAUAACUGGUGUUAGCACCCAGGCAUUCUACAACAUGAACCCAAAGGAGCUUUCUCAGAUUAUUCAAGGCACAACAUCCCAAUACUUAUCAGACUUAUCACCUGCACAACAGCAAGGGAUCCUCAGGAAGAUAGCUGCAUCUGGAGAUUUUUCUUCAUCAGUCAAAGAUAUACAGGGAGCUUUCUUUAAAGAAAUAUCUCUUUCUGAUUUAUGGAAGCAGACCGGGUAUAGUUCUUCAAUGAUGAAAGGAAAAGAACUAAGAAGAAGCCAGGCUUUGUAUCUGUAUGAAUUACUGUCUGAGAAAAACUAUCCUGUUGACCUUCUAAGCACAGGACAGCUUGUGAAAGGAGUGACUUGUCAACUCAUCGAAAGUAUGGGCACAGACAUUUUUUUAAGCAAUUUUAAAUUUUUUGAAAACAAUCUUCAUCUGCUUUCUCCAUAUCAGGUUAAUUGUUUAGCUUGGAAAUUUUGGAAAGUCUCUAAUGCAUCUAUUCCUCCCCUCCUGUUAUUGGUGCUUCCGGUUGAGUACCUGGAGUAUGUUUCAGGCCCUUUGUGUGUCCCUUUCAUUGAAAGUCUGGGGAGGACUGAGAUGGACCUUUUGAAUCCAAGCCUUCACAAAAAGAAUGCUGUCAUGCAAAAAGUACAGGAAUGCUUGAAUGGCUCCGUUGCUGAUGAAUAUGAUGUUGACCUACUUGGAAAUCUAAUCUGCCACUUACCACCAGCCUUUCUACAUGGCAGAAUGUCCCUGAGGGCAAUGGCAGCAGCCCUUCAUCAAUUCAGACUCUGCCAACAGCUCAGCCACGAGCAGAAGACUGAAAUUAAAUACAAACUCCUCGAGUUAUAUGGCUCCCCAAACAACUGGACGGCUGAGACAACAUUAGAUGUUGGACCAUUCAUUACUCUGCUAUCAAAAAGGAAAUUGAACAUGCUUGCUGAAAAGUUCCCCAGUAUCAUUUUACAAAUAGCAAAGACAAUUGGACCAAUUUCUUCAGCUGAAGAUCUUCUAUCAACUAUAUUUGAAUCUGUCUCUAAUGCCACUGCCAACACCGAAUCGUCUCUCGCCAGACCUGAUUGCCUGGGAACCAGAGCUUCUUCUUCAGAUGAAAUUAUUAAAUUAGCAGAAGCAAAUGUCUUUUGGUCAGUUCACGAACUGAAAUGCAUGGACGCGGGGACUUUUGACAAAAAUGUGGAACUUCUUGGGACUGUCUCAGGUUUUAACAGCUCCCAGCUUAUUGCCUUGAAGGAAAAAGCCACGCAGGUUUGGGGAUCGCUGCCAGACUGGAAGAGUUACCAUAUUGCUUCCCUGGGCCGCAUUGCUCUGGCCCUCACUGAACAUGAAAUCAAAGAGCUGGAUUUGCAUUCUGUCGACACCAUUUCUGCCCUUAGCCAGCAAACAGAAUGGACUCUUACCCAGGCAAGAUCUAUUCUGCAAGGUUUUCUAGAAGACUCUGGCCAGACGAUCAGUACACUAAAAAGCUUUGAUUUAGUUGGAUUAGGAGCGAUUCUCUGUGCUUUGAACUCCACAGAAAUCAUGUCCAUACAGACUGCUGAAUUCAGUGCUGCAGUUGCAAGAAUUGGCCUGUUGUUUUGUAGCACCCCUGUUCUGAGGCAGUUUAAGAAGAUGACAGAAUCUGUGUUUGGUACUGCUGCUAGCUGGAACGCCUCUAUUUUACAGGAGAUAGGUACUAUAGCAGGUGGUUUGAAUGAAGAUGAAUUAAAAGCUUUUGAUAAAAACUUGAUGCCAUAUUUGCAGCCAAUAGCAAUAAGAUGUAUCCCUCCUGAAAUUUUCCAAGCAUUGUCCCCAGAACAAAUAGCAAACCUGGGCCCUGAAAAUGCCGCCAUGGUUACCAGAUUGCAGCGUGAGCAUCUGAAUGCGUCACAGCUCCAGAGCCUUCAGCUGGCGCUGGACGGAGCCAGGACUAGCGCCCCUGAGACGCAAAACGGUGCAAGCCCUACCCAGGCAGUGCAAACCCCAGCUGCAAGUGGUGCUCCUUGUUUGAGUGGCUUCAGCUUCUGUUCAUGUGCUGUGUUUAUGCUGCACCUGCCUUUCUGA
Molecule: messenger RNA, 2431 nt
Organism: Apaloderma vittatum (bar-tailed trogon)
Lineage: Eukaryota; Metazoa; Chordata; Aves; Trogoniformes; Trogonidae
Product: otoancorin-like
Exons: 18
Biological process (GO): cell-matrix adhesion
Cellular component (GO): cell surface
Source: RefSeq, a predicted model, not a curated record